Molecule: messenger RNA, 591 nt
Organism: Paramuricea clavata
Lineage: Eukaryota; Metazoa; Cnidaria; Anthozoa; Malacalcyonacea; Plexauridae
Source: the annotation of a GenBank genome assembly
AUGGAUAACAUCGAAGACGUCUUUGAAGACCUUACAGAGUACGUUAUGAUCGAAAACAACAAAGAAUUAAAUCUUAAGUUGCCUAACACAAUCGUUGCAAUGAAAUCUUGCACGAAUGCUGGCGAACCGCUCAAGAAUAUUCUAAAACGUGGAGCAAGGGUUAAGAUAUUUUGGGGCAAAGACGACUGCAAGGAUACAGGGUGGCAUGAAGGUUGGUAUCUAGCGAUAGUGAAAGAAGUCCUUGACUUUGAGGAAACCAUGGCAAAUAUAACUUACGUUGUAGAACCGAAAUGUUUGUAUGAAAUGAACGUUUCACAACUGUUAAAUGAAGGGCAUCUUAUGUUACACAAUGGGUCAGAAUUGGAGCAAUUCUUUGAAAUUGGGAGCCAAGUGAAGGUAAAAUGGACCAAGGACGAAAUUGGUGAUUCGCAUUGGAGACCUGGAUGGUACGUUGGAGAAGUACAGACAUCCGAUCUGGAUUCUGAUGAAAUAGAAGUAAUGCUUUACUCAGAGCCUGAUGUGACUUAUUGCUACGAUGUGACUUUUGGGGUGGCAAAUGGAAGUUUGCAAAUGGUCAAUGCCAUUUUUUAA